GUAAAGGUAAAUCUGAUGUUGUACUCAAGGGAUAAUAUGAACUGUGCAGAGCCACUGUUGGAGUCUAAUAACCUGCUUAAUGUCCGAUUUAACCUGUCGAGGAAAGCUGUCUGGAUUGUCCAUGGAUACAGACCGCUGGGCAACACCCCAGGGUGGCUUCGCACAUUUAUUAAGACAUUCCUGAAGCACGAAGACGUAAAUCUCAUUGUUGUAGACUGGAACCAGGGUGCCACAACUUUCGUUUACAACAGAGCAGUUAAAAAUACCAGAUUAGUUGCCCGGAGUUUGAGUGACUCCAUUAAUAUUCUUUUGAGCUAUGGAGCAUCUCUUGACAAUUUCCAUUUCAUAGGCAUGAGCUUAGGGGCUCAUAUUAGUGGCUUUGUAGGAAAGAUAUUUCAAGGGCAACUUGGAAGAAUUACAGGUCUUGACCCAGCUGGACCAAACUUUUCUAGAAAACCAGCGAAUAGCAGAUUAGAUUACACUGAUGCAAAAUUUGUAGAUGUCAUCCAUUCUGAUUCCAAUGGUUUAGGCAUGCUACAGCCAGUCGGACAUGUUGACUUUUAUCCAAAUGGAGGAAAACGGCAGCCAGGUUGUCCUACAACAGUUUUUUCAGGAAUUAAUUUCAUUAGUUGUAACCAUCAGAGGGCCAUUUACUUGUUCCUUGCCGCUUUUGAAACAAGGUGCAAUUUUGUUUCAUUUCCUUGUCGGUCCUACAGAGAUUACCAGAGAGGAUUAUGUGUGGACUGUGGGGACCUUUACAAAGACUCCUGCCCUAGACUAGGUAAUCAAGCUAAGCAAUGGAGAGAAGAUCUGAAAAAGAGAACAGAAGAAUGGCCUCUUAGGACCACUGUAUAUUUGGAUACCAGUAGUGAAAAUCCAUUCUGUUCCUACUAUUUUGUUAUCAGCAUAGUUGCUUUGGAUGAAACUAUGAGGAAUGGCUCAAUUUCAUUUAGUUUAUUAAAUAAUCUUGGGGAAUUUCAAUACCCCAAGCUCUACAUGAGGAGCAAGACUUUCAAUAAUCUUCAUAAAAGCAAGAUUCUUGCUCGGGUUUUAAGUGAUGUUCGGAACGUUUCACGCAUCUACAUGACAUACUUUCAGUCCUCAAGUGUUCCCUGUCCCACAUGCCAAUACGGAAUCCAGAGUCUCAUGUUAAAAUCACUCACAUAUCCAGAAAGACCACCAUUUUGUAAGUAUAAUUUUGUACUUAAAGAAAGAAUAAGGAAAGAACUUCAACCAGAUGCAUGUAAGACACAGAUGGUGUGA
Messenger RNA from Psammomys obesus (fat sand rat), 1263 nucleotides. RefSeq names its product lipase I (gene Lipi). Gene Ontology annotation, biological process: lipid metabolic process. Lineage: Eukaryota; Metazoa; Chordata; Mammalia; Rodentia; Muridae. Bases 16 to 1263 code for a protein of 415 amino acids. The record is from RefSeq and is a predicted model, not a curated record. Gene Ontology annotation, molecular function: lipase activity; carboxylic ester hydrolase activity. The transcript has 9 exons.